Messenger RNA from Oncorhynchus mykiss (rainbow trout), 3923 nucleotides. The record is from RefSeq and is a predicted model, not a curated record. NCBI's taxonomy places the organism in Eukaryota, Metazoa, Chordata, Actinopteri, Salmoniformes, Salmonidae.
UGAAGAGGAGGGGCAGUAGUAGCAAUGAUUUGUAUAACUAACUGGCCAGAACAAGCGAGGUGGGCAGAGCCAAGCACGAGUUAGCAAGGUCUUAUUUUCGCGUUCUAGUAAUGUUUUGAAACUUGUGUUCUAGCAAUGUUUUGAAACUUGUCGCGUUCUAGCAAUAUUUUGAAACUUGUCUCGCGUUCUAGCAAUGUUUUGAAUCCACUAUGUUCGUAACAUGUUCUAGUUUUGGGAACAGAAAACUGUAUUGAGAUCAAAUGUUUCAUCGAUGAGAAAAUUAGCAGAAUGUGGCACAAAAUCCAACUCCAUUCCAUCUUCUCCCACUGCCGUUAACACGGCUUCCUCUCACUACCACAUUUGGUACAUUAUUUGAGCGAGUGGAAAAACCAAGCGGAUGCUUCACAUUUAUACAUCCGGUGAAAUAUCUGUCUCAUUGUUGUAUUUGUGGUUGGAGUGCCCGGAUUGUAGUGAAACAACGUUGCAACUCAGAUAGUAUUGUGUCGAGUGAUACAGUAACUCAUUUGAGAAUUUAGACUAAGGUUCCAACGUUUGAACAUCAACAAGGAUAUUUUGUUGCACCAUUAUAUAUAAUGGGACGAAAGGUUAUAUUAGUUACGUGCUCAUUGAUACAACGGGCACUAGAUUUUGACGGAAACUUGGAGAGAAUACAAAGAAGUCCGAAUAAAAAAAUCCAUUAAUUGAAGAUGCAUUGUCCAUUUAACUUAAAUUGUAGUGGGCUCAUAUACAGGGCUGUUUUAAAGGUCAUAUGGUGUUUAAAAAAAAUGAUGAUUUAUAGACAUUCCACUCAUAAGCCUAUAGUCUACUGUACUAGGUUACUUGCUCUGCUGGAAUAGCGUGCACAUCUUGCAAAUCAGGACUCUGGUCAUGCCAUUAACAUUAAUAAUGAUAUAUCCUCAUGCCUAGGUAUCGCGAUAGCCAAGUCUCAGGGGAAAAAUACAGAUUGGGACCAGAACUGAAAAUGGUAUUUAUUAAGUACAUCUCCUUCAUCGAAGUUGUGACUGUAGUAAUUGUUGAGUACGUUACUGUAUACAGUGAGUAGCCUACAGCACACAUUUAGCUUAUUAGAGAAAUGUAUGUCUUUGUUUAUUUGACUCCUAUAAAGCUCUGUGCUUGUGCAUAUAAAAGCAUCCUACAUGGUGUUGUAAUAACAUAUUAAAACAUGUAAUGACGCAUUCACUGACUGUUGUCUGCCUGGGCUUAGCCAUGCAAUUUUGGCUUGUACUCUGUGUUAUACCCUCCCUCUCUCUCUGUUUCUCAAUAUACUAACUGCACGGGAAACCCCCACCAGGGUGGCGGAAUAAGAUAAAACACACUGACAACCCAUAAAUAUACACUGCUCAAAACCCUUUGGGAUGGGCUCCAAAGAUAAAGAACUCUGUCGAGAACCAAUGGGAUACUGACGCCAGGCUGGAGAGGACUGUCUAUCACCUACGAACAACCAACCAGGAGCCAGAACUACCAGAAUCUACCUACGUCAUUUCAAUGUAUAAAUGAACUGCCCAAAUAUGUUGUAGGCCUCUUUUUCCGAAAGCUCCCUAAGGGUUGGACGAAUAGGAGCCGUGCUGCACGUUUGCCAGAUAUCAUCAUGUCUGAAUAAACAGCCUUUAAUAUACCGUAUCCGCCUUGUCCAGAGUCUCAUCUUGGUCUUGUUUCUCCAAUAACUAAUCAUUUACAAUGGCCAUGCCUGCUCUGAAUUUCCAUGAACUUUCCCUCAACCUCCUCUCUUUCUGUCCCUGGUCAUCAGUGGGUAUGGCUGUGCAGACCACUUCUACGAGUCAGACACCCUGCUGCACUGUUUCUAGGUACUCAGGAAGCUGCUAGGGUCACCUGUCAGGACAUCAUCUGACAAGCACUUCAGCUAUGUUGUGGCUCUCUUUGCCUCCUGGACUAUCACACCCCACUAAACAGUCUGUGUUGCUGUUUAGUGUGUAUGUUGCUGUGGCUAAUGUUCAUUAUAAGUCUUGGAAACCGGGAGUUCCGCUGGUUUUCACCAUGGAAUAAACUCAGACAUGUGGAGGAGUACUUCCUGCACAGGAUGAUCCAGGAUGUGACAGGACAGGACACUGUCCCCUUUGUUGACUGCGUCCUCUCAACCAAAGACACCUGCAUCGGGAGUGAGGUCUGUGCUGAACUGUGGAACCCUAGGAGGCACAUUCAAUUAAGAGCCUCAAACGAAGGUCUUUUCUUUUCAAACCUUACUCAAUUUCUGUAAUGAGUUGUGUACUACUGUGUGUCGUCAGUCAUUUGUGUAAUGGAUUGAAAGAGAGCUCAAAUGUUUUUUGAGAGAUUAAGUGAGAUUGCUUAUUUGAAUAAAUAUAUACAGUACACAGUUUUUCUAGUAAGCUACAGUAUGUAAUGAAGUAUGUGGGAAUGCCAUGUGCUUGGCAGCCCCCGUGUGGACAUGGGUCUGGACGGUGUGGAGAUCUUCACCAACUCCUCAGCCAGCUACCACGAGCUACGCAAGGCAGACCACAGAGUCAUCCUGGUUAAAUCAGCCACCACGAAGGACACUGUCCCCUUUGUUGACUGCGUCCUCUCAACCAAAGACACCUGCAUCGGGAGUGAGGUCUGUGCUGAACUGUGGAACCCUAGGAGGCACAUUCAAUUAAGAGCCUCAAACGAAGGAGGUUGUGUCACUCUGGGUCUGGAGGAUGUCCGCAGCCACAGAGGAGAGCAUUGCCACCCACACGUGGAGUAUGAGCACAAGCCGUGUCAUCGAGUCAAAGUGGACUUCUCCUGGUCUGAUUGUGAAGAUGUCUACCUCCCCACUCACCAGCCCAUUGAGUGGCAGAUCCACACCCCUGAGGAAGAGAUUAGGCAUGGCACCCCCUGACAAAGACUGGGAUCACAAGAGUGUUGUGUGGCUAAAAUGCUGCCCAAAAUAAAUAGUAGCUAUUUUUGACUGUGUCUCCCUGUAUUUUCUUUUUCACCAUGGAAUCAUUGGAAACAGACAGAGACAGCACCUACUAUAUCGCCACACAGAGGAUUCCGAAGCAUGUAGUGUGACAUUCAUUUACCCUGACUGCUCCCUUUGUGUCUGAAACUGAGCUGCCUGUCUUUGGUGGAGCCAAUCCCUGUCUGAGAGAAGUUAAAACUAAAAAGACACGAUUUAUUUAAAGCUACUUUCCAGAUCAUGUGACUGCCCACCUCUUUACAGUUUACAGUGUACACAUACAGACCCUUCCAUUCAUGUGACAAACAAGCACAGGCCUUCAUUCUAACCUGCAAUUUGACCCAUGUCAAAUACAUGCACAUGCGUGUCUCUGUGUUCUUGUCUUUGGUGUCUUCAGCCUGGGUCCAGCAUGUUGGCUUUGGGAAUACCUAAGGAGAAGUGGUCAGAUGAGUAGUGCUAUGUUUGGUUUGAAUUAUGUGUAAAUGUGCUUACGCUUACUUGCUUAUUAUUGAAUAUUUGUACUGAAUAUUUAUAUUGUCUGUAUAUCUGUCCAUAAACACCCCUGUUAUUCCCUGCUCCAGGCUGGUUUCCUUCUGCCCCUCAGUGGUGGUGUGGACACUUCCUCUACAGCCUGCUUUGUCUACCCCAUGUGUGUGCUGGUCUGCCAGGCAGUCAGAGAUGGCAGUGUGUACUGGACUGGAUACUGUACAGGCCCAUAAUGGUUUGUUGUGUCCCACAAGGGACACAUGGCUCCUAUUCUAAAGUUUGACGUUGCAUUCAAAGUUUGUCACUACAGCUUCUGACAGCUACAGCUUCAACUUCUUUCCUUCCCUCCCUCUCCCUGUAUCAGACUCCCAGGUGCCGGAGGAUGUUCAACGGGUAGUGAUGUGAUGUGUCCUACACCCCACUGGAUCCACUGGAGCUGUGUGAACGCAUCUUCACCACCUGCUACAUGGCCAUUGAGAACUCCUCGGUGGGAACCCGUAACAGGGCCAAAGAGCUGGCU